AGAAGGGAGAUAAUGACGUGGUCCAUGUAUUUUAAAAAACCGUGCCGUCACGCCAGAAAAAUUCACUUCCUGAUUAAAUGACUUGGAGUUAAGUUCAUUCAUUUUUCCUAUAAAUGGAGAGAGGGAUGUCUUUGUACCUGGCGUUCCCCCUUAUUCUUUUGGAAUUCUUAUCAGCAGAUGCCUGUACCCCUAGCAUAUCUGGUUCAUCGUCCAUUAACCUUAAGGUUGGUGAACGUCAUACUUUCAGUUGCAGUUAUUCAUCAUGCAGUACAAAUAGGACAAUAUCUUGGCGACUAAAUUCCGUAACCCAGACAACCAAUGUAAACGUGAUUUAUAGUACGAGCAUUGGUUCCAGUAAUGUAACACUAUAUGCUGGCAAUGCUUCCUUCACAUAUACCCCGUCAAGACCAUCAUCUACCAGUCAAAACACAGUCACGGUGUACUGCUAUGCAAGGACAUCAAGUGAUUCUGUCAGGGUGAACAUACAAUAUGGACCAGAAGUUGCCAGAUUAAACAAAACAGGAACCAUAACCCUAACCGAGUAUGACCCCACUCCUUACAUUGCUUGUGAAUCAACUUGCAAUCCGGCAUGCAAUUUUACUUUUCUUAGAGGCGGAUCAACACGUCAUACCGGAGUCUUUUUUCGACGGUUCGUUCAACGAACUGACACCGGGACUUAUACUUGCAAGGCUUCCAACAGAGUUGGUUCUAUAACUUCCAGCACGAAUUUUAAUCUGAAUGUGCAAUAUCCUCCCAAUUUUCAAUUGUCACGUGUUCCGUCUUCCAGUCAAGUUGAGGAGAGAACUGUAGUCACCUUCACUUUUAAACCACGUGAGGAGGGUAACCCAACUUCAUACACUUUUCUACAGUGUAAUCACACCACCUUUUCCGGCGAGUUUCUCAGAAGUAUCGACUACAAGAAGACCUUAUCUCAGCUUACAUUUUCACUUCAAAAUGUAUCAAUAACAGAUGGAGGGCGGUAUAUCUGUGCAGUGACCAAUAAUAUUCCGUUUAGAAAUGGAAACAAAAUUGUGACAGCGUCUUCUGCUUUACAAAUUAAAACUCCACCUAUAGUUCUGAUGGAUACUAAAAAUGUGACGCUAAAUGGUGACGGAAACUGGACGUUAAGCGUAGAUUUCAUCAGUCUUUCUUACACACCAGAGAUUUUUUGGUACAAGAUCGUAGACGACAGAACUGCAGAUUAUCUGGAAAAUAUAGAUACGAAACAGAAAGGCCACACAAUGAAAAAGGACAAUGUCAGUUUUAGUAUACCAAGCUAUAUAACAAGUGUCAAGACCAAGGAUCCCGGUAAAUACUUGACGUUUAUAAAAAACUCAAUGGGGAAUGCAGUAGUUCAGUAUCUCAUCGCAGUUCAAGUACCUGAGGAACUCUCGAGUGAUUCGGGAAUUGCACUGAUAGCUGUAGGAUCUGUUUUCCUCGUUCUGAGUGCCCUUGCCAUUGGGAUGGCAGCGUUCUUAUUCUACAAAACUAGAGAACAAAGUACGUAA
Messenger RNA from Saccostrea cuccullata (small rock oyster), 1508 nucleotides. RefSeq names its product hemicentin-1-like. Gene Ontology annotation, biological process: cell-cell adhesion. NCBI's taxonomy places the organism in Eukaryota, Metazoa, Mollusca, Bivalvia, Ostreida, Ostreidae. Gene Ontology annotation, cellular component: cell-cell junction; plasma membrane. The record is from RefSeq and is a predicted model, not a curated record. The transcript is spliced from 7 exons. Bases 114 to 1508 code for a protein of 464 amino acids. Gene Ontology annotation, molecular function: cell adhesion molecule binding.